AUGGCGGCGCCCGUAAUUGAAACAUGCCACAUAGCUUGUUGUGCAAACAGGACUCCAAAUGUUGUUUCUUGGGGUCGUGGAGGGACUAUUGCUUUUGGGACAUGUACCUCGGUAGCUCUCUACGACCCACAGGAGAGAAGAGUGGUGGCUGUGCUGAAUGGACACACAGGGAGAGUGAACACAGUGCAGUGGAUUCACAGAGAGGACUGUGCUCCAGAGAGUCAUCUUGUCUCUGGAGGCUCAGAUAAUCGGCUCAUUGUCUGGGAGGUUCAAAAUGGGAAGUUCAUCCAGUCGGUGGAGUGUAAGGGCCACACGGGUGCAGUGUGUGCUGUGGACGCCAUCUAUCUGGAGGAUUCAAAGGUCCUGGUGGCCUCCUCAGCGUCCGACUCCACUGUCAGACUGUGGCUCUGUGAUGGAGCCAAAGAAGCUGAGUGCCUCCACACCUUAUCGUUCGGCAACAGUUUUAUGAUGGAUGUCUCUCUGGCACUGUUGCCAGGCAGCAGAGUUCCCAUACUGGCCUGUGGGGGUGAUACCUCCCAGGUGGAUCUGUAUGUGCUGUCUAAUGGAGAGCUCCAGAAAUCCAUGUCUCUGCAAGGACACGAAGACUGGGUUCGUGGAGUGACCUGGACAUCUCUAGGUGGAGAGCUGCUAUUAGCCAGCUGUUCCCAGGACUGCCUCAUCAGAGUGUGGAGGCUGUGUGCCAAGUCUGGGACAGAUGCCCACACAGAGGACGACCACACCAUCAUCAAAAUGAAAGAGGACGUUUUUGAAGUGAGGGAGAAAGAUGUGCCCUCCUCGGUGUUUGCUGUGACUCUUGAGACAGUCCUGGCUGGACAUGAGAACUGGGUCUAUGGAGUCCACUGGCAGCCUCCUGUCUACAAAGGUGGAGAGCUGCAACAGCCUCUCAGUCUGCUCUCUGCCUCUAUGGACAAAACCAUGAUCAUCUGGGCUCCUGAGGAGGGGUCUGGAGUCUGGGUGGAGCAGGUGCGUGUUGGGGAAGUUGGUGGCAACACUCUGGGUUUCUACGGCUGCCAGAUGAGUCCAGAUGGCUCCAUGAUCGCUGCUCAUGCUUUUCAUGGAGCGCUACAUCUCUGGUGCAAAGACCAAGAUGAAAAGGGACAAUGGAGGCCUGGGGUUGUGAUAUCGGGCCACUUUAAUGCGGUCCAGGACCUGAGCUGGGACCCUGAGGGGGAGUUCAUCCUCAGCGUGGGCUCGGACCAGACCACCAGACUCUUCACCCCAUGGAGGAAACAAGAUGAUAAACAGGCAACCUGGCAUGAAAUCUCCCGGCCGCAGAUCCAUGGAUACGACAUGCAGUGUCUGGCCAUGGUGGGAAGGUUUCAGUUUGUGUCGGGAGCCGAUGAGAAGGUCCUGCGAGUGUUUCAAGCACCUCGAAACUUUGUGGAAAACUUCGCUAACAUCUCUGGGACGUCAAAAGAAAAGCUGUUGACAUCUAGUGACGCUGCCAACCUUCCAGAAGGAGCCAGCACACCUGCCUUGGGUCUGUCCAACAAGGCCGUAUUUCAGGGUGACCUUGCCCACAAAAGCAACGAAGGGGAGUUCAACAGUGUAUCUGAUCAAUACCAGUCUGAGUCUUACUUCAACCCGCUCAUCAUGACAGAGCCCCCACCCGAAGAUCAUCUUCUCCAGAACACACUGUGGCCUGAGGUCCAGAAACUAUACGGCCACGGAUUUGAGAUGUUCUGCCUGGCCUCAGACAGCGGCAGAGCGCUGGUGGCAUCUGCAUGCAAGGCGUCCAAAGCGGAGCAUGCGGGCGUUCUGCUGUGGAGCACGGCGACAUGGCGCCAGCUGCAGACGCUGCCCUGCCACACCCUCACCGUCACCCAGAUGGCCUUCUCCCCGGAUGCUCAACUCCUAUUGGCUGUUUCCCGGGAUCGCACCUGGUCUUUAUGGAGACGGAACCCGCCCACAGCUGAGAGUCCAGAGCCCCGGUUCUCACUACAUGCACACACAGAGAAGGACACAGCCGUACACAGCCGCAUCAUCUGGUCAUGUGACUGGAGCCCAGACAGCAAAUACUUUGUGACAUCCAGUCGGGACAAGAAGGUGAUAGUGUGGGGGCCGUGCGGGUCAGAGGAGUCAGACGCUCCUCUGUCUCCUGAGAUCAAACCCUGUUCCUCCAUCUUGGAUGUGGGAGAUUCUGCUACUGCUGUGGCUUUCUGCCCCACACUCUGCUCUAAUAACAGCUUCCUGCUUGCAGUGGGGCUGGAGAGCGGCAGGAUCUUGCUGUACAGGUGGAGCCCUGACCUGGGGUCUGCUGGAGGAAACGACUGGAAACACUGUGGAGGAACAGACAUCUCACAAAGCCACGCGCUGACGGUGAAGAGGCUCCGCUGGAGGCCCCGGGCCGGGCGAGCAGGGCGAGAGAACCAGGAGGACGGAGCGAGUGAGGGAGAGAGGGAGGAAGAGGAGGAGAGCUCCUGGGUCCAGCUUGCCAGCGCCAGCGCCGACCACUCUGUCAAGAUCUUCAACAUCAACAAACGGGCUCUUUAGCACCACCAACAGUGACACUAUUAUGUCCCUCACAUGCAGACAGACACUUGGACCGAGGACCACAGGCCACAGCUGCAAGCCUCUCACUCUCUGUGACAGCCAGUUAAGUCAUGGGUCAGUCGCAGGACCAACCAACCCCCCCCCCACCAGUCUGUCUGCACACAGCUGAGCAGAUCUGAUGGGUGGAAGCAAGACGGCAAAAACAUCAUGACCCCGGGUGGUCUUUCCCUUCAUAGUGUUUCAGAUUCAGAGAGGACCACGCUGCUGGAUCUUCACACAGAUGACAUAUUUAUCCAAGCUAACAUUAUACAGGGACUCUUUUCAGUAACAAAUCACAAAGGUGUACUAUGAUUUGGUUGCAUGACAAAUUAAUUAAAUGUUUUUUAUAUCUAA
Messenger RNA from Gymnodraco acuticeps, 2907 nucleotides. RefSeq names its product elongator acetyltransferase complex subunit 2 (gene elp2). NCBI's taxonomy places the organism in Eukaryota, Metazoa, Chordata, Actinopteri, Perciformes, Bathydraconidae. The transcript is spliced from 22 exons. The record is from RefSeq and is a predicted model, not a curated record. Gene Ontology annotation, cellular component: elongator holoenzyme complex. Bases 1 to 2514 code for a protein of 837 amino acids. Gene Ontology annotation, molecular function: protein binding. Gene Ontology annotation, biological process: tRNA wobble uridine modification.